This is a messenger RNA of Brienomyrus brachyistius, 1524 nucleotides long. Its product is annotated as leishmanolysin-like peptidase 2. NCBI's taxonomy places the organism in Eukaryota, Metazoa, Chordata, Actinopteri, Osteoglossiformes, Mormyridae. The record is from RefSeq and is a predicted model, not a curated record. The transcript is spliced from 13 exons. Gene Ontology annotation, biological process: proteolysis; cell adhesion. The coding region runs from base 19 to 1524 and encodes 501 amino acids. Gene Ontology annotation, molecular function: metalloendopeptidase activity. Gene Ontology annotation, cellular component: cytoplasm; membrane.
AGAGACACAAGCAGGACGAUGAGGAAGAUUUUCCUAUGGCUGCCGUUGCUUUGCCUUCCAAUGGCCAAUCAGAAGUGCAUUUUUGAUGAUAUCCAGCCAUGGGUCAGAGCAGUGAGCCCACCGCCAAACCAGCCGACCUCUCCCCAACACACAGGAGACAAUCAAACCAGGAACACUAAUCCAAAAGCUCCUCAACGUACUGACAGAGACGCCUCCCAGAACCACCAGAGGAUAAUCAGGCAAAUUACCGCAAGGACACAAACACAAAGUAAUUCAUCAGGUCUUCUGCCAAUCAGAAUAAGAACAUGGAUUCCCCAGGAGAGCUUUGCCGUGUCACAUGUGGAAAGAAAGCGACUGGAAUUGGCCACGUCCAAGGCUGUCAAAAUUGUCUCUGAUAUUCUGUCAGUGGACAGAAUCCCUGGUCGGAUGUUGCUCAGUAGAGACAUCAACAAGUUCUGCAAGUUCAUCUGGAAGAACGCUACUGUGACCAACUACAACAAGUGCGCGAGAGCCAAUGAGCACUACAGAAUGGAGAAUUGCCUCGAUGUCACUAUCCCUGAUGACCACCUGAGUGGCUGCAGUGUUUAUCUCCACCCAAACUCCCCAACCAUGCUAGUUCUCAGAUCAGAGGGCAGGGGGCUUCCUGACACAGACUUUGUGCUGUAUCUUCACACCCGCAGUACCGACAAGUGCCAUGCAGAACCUGGUGUUCUGGCUUACGCAGCCCAUUGUCAGACAGAUCGACGUGGUCGGCCACUGGCUGGAGUUGUCGUCAUCUGUAGGAGUGCGUUUCAUGGGGAAAGUUAUAGCCAUUCCCGCAUGGUGCAGACCAUUAUGCACGAGCUGUUCCAUGUGCUUGGAUUUUCCAAAGAGCUUUUUGACAUGUGGAAGGAUUGUUCCCAUUCAUCCAGAAUUGGGGAGGACUGCGUAUCUCAUGGUCAGGUGACGAACAUAGAUGGGACUGGUCAGGUGAGGAUCUACACCCCAUCUGUUAUCCGUGCCAUGCAGAAACAUUUGGGGUCCUCUGAGGAAGAGCUGGGUGGCCCUCUGGAGAACCUGGCAGCCAAUGAGCCUUCAUCGCACUGGGAGGCCCGGGUUCUGCAAGGGUCCAUUAUGGCAGCAGCACUGGACAGACCGGAAUUGGUACGAGUUGAUCCACUUACCUUGGCUGCCUUGCAGGAUACCGGCUGGUACUAUGUCAACCAGAGUGCAGCUCAAAGGAUGGAAUGGGGAGAAGGGCAAGGGUCACUGUUUGGGUCCUUGGCCACCUGUCAUGACAUCUCAUCCACCUUCUUCUGCGCAGGCAGUGGAUUAGGCUGUCAUUACCUUCAUUUCCACAAGGGGGUGUGCCAGAGUGAUCAAUAUUUGGAAGGAUGUCGCGUUUACAAGCCUCUGACUAAUGAGAGCGAGUGCUCGAAGGAAAGGAACAAUAAGGUAAAUAAGGCAGAGGAAUGGAGUGGAGAAAUCUACAGCCCAGAGAGCCGGUGUUUCUUCUCCAACCUGAGCAGAGAGCGGGGUCUGUGA